UAUUUUACCUCUCAAGUCGAGAUGAUGUGUGCAUUUUUGAGUGGAAACAGACAGACUGUGAAGUAGCUGGAGUGGUCAUCACGAAUUGGUUCAAAGACUCUCUCUCUCUCUCUCUCGCUGUCUCUCCUCCAACGAGAGUUCCAGAAGUUUUACCCAUACCUGAGGGCCAAGGAGCACCAUGUCGAAUCCGUGUUCUGGCAUUCUGGAGCUUCUGGGUAUGAUAGUGGGGGUGGGGGCAUGGUUCUGCUCACUUGCUGCAACAAUCAUGCCCAACUGGCUGAGUCUCUCCUCUGAACUGCUGGCUUUGGAGAGCUAUGAACGAGGCCUGUGGGAGACCUGCGUGAUUCAGGAUGGGGCAACCUCCGAGUGUCGUCCCUUCGACACCAUGCUGGGUCUGUCAUACAACCUCACAGUGACACGCAUAUGCAUGUGCAUGUCAGACGCCUUGGCACUCUUGGGCCUCCUGAUCGCUGUCCCAGGUCUGAAACUGGUGAGAAGUUGUGAGGGAUGGUGGGUGAAGCGCGGAAUGAAGAUCACCGCAGGGGUGAUGGGCCUGACAGCUGGCGGCCUUGAACUCUAUGCUGUCUCCACUAUUGCCCAUGAGACUGUUUUGCAGUUCUACGAUCAUACCUUGCCUGAAAGUAUGCCUCGCUGGGAGUUUGGCGACGCGAUAUUCAUCGGCUGGGCUGCAGGUUUUUUUCAUGUUGUUUUUGCAGUGUUGUUCUUCAUCUCAUGUUGUGGGUCAGAAGAGAAUGAAGAAGGAAAAUCAGAUGGUGCAUACUUUGUGUACAAUCCCGAAGAAAAGUUUCAGCCUGUGGAUGGCUCGUCCAGAAAGCGUGUAGAAUAUGUUUAGCAGGAGACAAGAAACAUUCUUAGUGUUUCUAAUGUAACGAGACAGAUGAACUGAUGAAUUUCCCAAUAUAAUGGACACUGAUUUUUCAUUUAUUUGGACACUGCAGUCCAGCUGGUAACUUUGAUUAAAUUUGCUGGUAUGUGUUAAUGUUUUUUGCACUUUGCUCCUAUUAGUAAUAGGUUUUGUUAUCAGCUGGUGUGAAUUAGUUCUCUUAAACUGUAUGUAUAUAUAUAUAUAUGUGUGUGUGUGUGUGUGUGUGUGUGUGUGUGUGUGUGUGUGUGUGUAAACAGUUUAUGAGAUUGCUGAAUGUCUUUCAAGAGACAUUUUCUGAGCUUCCAUCUUGCAGUGCAUAGUGUGCAAUGGUGCAUAUGUGUGUGUGUGUGUGUGUGUGUGUGUGUGUGUGUGUGUGUGUGUGUACAUAUGAAUGUUUGGUGUUGUCUUUAGAUUAUACAACAGCAUAGUUUCAUAUUUACACUGAAAAGUUUUAAGUGUAUUUCUAUAGAUGCUAUCAUAUACUUCAAUAUCAUAUAUUUUAUUAGCUUAUAUAUAAUAAAAAGUCGACAAGAAAAACUACUUGCUGGGAAAAUCCUGUCUUACAAAACCGCUUCAUGUCACUUACAAAUGCAGCACCUGUUCUUAAGUUGUUAAGGGACUAGGAGAAAACUAGCACUUGACAAACAUCUGCUGUUGACCCAUAAUAACACAAGAAACAAAAAGAAAAUGAUGGCACGGUGAUGUAGUGGUUAGCAUUGUUGCCUCACAGUAAGAUGGUUCUAGGUUUGCACCCAGUGGUUGACAGGGGCCUUUCUGUGUGUUUGCAUGUUCUCCCCAUGUCUGUGUGGGUUUCUUCCGGGUGCUCCGGUUAUCCCCACAGUCCAAAAACAUGUGGUUAGGUUAAUUGAUGGCUCUUAAUUGACCAUGAGUAUGAAUUUUUGUUUGUCUCUAUGUGUCAGCCCUGUAAUGACCUGGCGACUUGUCCAGGGUGUACCCCACGUCUCAGCCAUAGUCAGCUGGGAUAGGCUCCAGCUUACCCGCGACCCUGCACAGGAUAAGCGGUUAUGGAUAAUGGAUAGAUGCAUGGACAAAAAGAAAAUGGCUCCCUGAAAGUCAUAUUUUGGUUAAAUGCAUGUGUAUCACUUGUUGAUAAAUUCUACGUGCAAGAAAUGGAGUAGGUUUGGGCAGGGUUUGGAAGAACAGUAAGGGUGCGCUUGAGUCUAAUUACACCUGAUGGCUUCUCCAUAUCAGCAAGUGGAUUAAGCUGCGUUUAAUGAAGCCCCUAACGAAGAGUAUGUCCUAAUGAGGAAUGCCAAAUAAAACCACCCCACUGCCUCCUCUUUCUGUUGAUUAUUUCAAUUUGACCUGAUUAAGGGUACAACUGACCAGUCUAUCCCAGGAAAAAAAAAACUUUUCAGACCCUUCACUCGGCUUUCAAAAACACAUGUGACAUAAAAAAUGAUAGCUGAAUAUUAGUGCAAUACUAGAAAUGUUUGUGUAUGAAAUUGUGUGUGUGUGUGUAUUUUUUCACAGCUUGAAACAAACUUACAUUCCAAGAGAUAAGUGAGCAGCAUGGUAUCUACAGUAUAUUUUGUAUUACUCACACUGAAAGCUUGAAGGAAACAUCUGUCUCAACAAGCAGAUAAUGAGCCUGUAUCAAAAUGUCUGUUUACUCACUGGUAGUGCUUUUAAAAACAUUUUCUGAGGAUCAUAUUUUGACUAAUAAAGCUUUUUCUCCUCAUACAAAUAAAAAUAUCAGGCCAUUUAACCUUGUUGCUUCAUGUUUAAGCUAAAAAAAUAAAAAAUUUUUGUGAUUUA
Messenger RNA from Neoarius graeffei (lesser salmon catfish), 2665 nucleotides. Its product is annotated as putative claudin-24. Gene Ontology annotation, molecular function: structural molecule activity. NCBI's taxonomy places the organism in Eukaryota, Metazoa, Chordata, Actinopteri, Siluriformes, Ariidae. The transcript has a single exon. Gene Ontology annotation, cellular component: plasma membrane; bicellular tight junction. Gene Ontology annotation, biological process: bicellular tight junction assembly; cell adhesion. The record is from RefSeq and is a predicted model, not a curated record. The coding region runs from base 179 to 853 and encodes 224 amino acids.